GAAGCUGCGUAGUGAACCAACAUUUGAACAAAUCUAAAUCAGCGUUACUUGCAAUUUUGAUAAAUUUUGACAUUGUCAGUGCGCCUUGGUCUAUAUAAAAGUCUGGGUAGAUGUGAGGCGGGCAUAUAUCCCGCUGACAACGCCAUACGACGCUGAACACACGGAAGCGCAACUGACAACAACUGUCACCUUAUCGUCUGCUUGAAUACUACUGUGUACGCCUGCCGUCAACACUUCGCCGCUGCACUUCCCAAAGUAAACCCGCUGUCAUGUCCGACUCAGUUGUCAUCAAAGCCUCCCUGGAGCGAGAGGGUUCGAGUCAACCCGAGAUCCGACGUUUUGGGGUUCCGUCAGAUGCUUCUGCCAGCUUCGACUACCUGUUCAAGAAGAUAUCGGAAGUGUUUCCUGGACUUGUCAGAGGAAACUUUAACCUCUACUGGAAAGAUAGUGAUGGUGACCUAGUAUCAUUUUCAUCUGAUGAGGAACUUCUUGAAGCUCUGGGGUUUGUUACAGACUCAGUGUUCCGAAUUUACAUCAAAAAGUACGCCCCUCGGACCCACAGCUCCAAGAGUGGCAGUGGGGAGCUGCAUCCUCGCGUGAUCUGUGACGGCUGUGAAGGAGCAGUGUAUGGUGUGAGGUACACGUGUCUGGUGUGCCCCGACUACGACCUGUGCAGCCAGUGUGAGGCUCAAAACGCUCACCCUCAACAUGACAUGUGGAAGAUUGUCUCUCCAAAGUCAGCCAGGUGUGGUGGCAGAAUGCCCUUCAUGGUUCCGCCACACUGCCAUCAGUGGAUGAACAACUUCAUGAGCCAGUUCAGAAACCAGCACCCUGGAUGUGGCACCAACAAGGAAGGAGCUCCCUCUGGUGCUGAUGAACAAAACAAGACUGAUACAGACAAGAAAGGGGAGACUACUCCACAGGAAGGGGAGACUACUGCACAGGAAGAAUAUCUGAGAAACAUGGGACAAUCUGUUGCUGCUUUCCUUACACCUUUUGGGAUUGAUGUGGAUGUUGAUAUUGAGCACAAUGGACGUCGCCAGGGUGUCAAUCCCCAGGGUGUCAAUCCCCAGGGUGUGAACCCCCAGGGUGUCAAUCCCCAGGGUGUGAACCCCCAGGCUGGUCAACAGUUCUUCAGCAACCUCAUGGCCCAGAUGUUUAGUCAGUGCCCUGGGCAACCAGGUAACGAAGGAAGAGAAGGAGCUGAUAAGAAGGACUCCGACAAGGCACCAUCAGAUGAGACGACCGAGACAGACACCCAGAAGAAGGGGCACUCAUCGGGUGAUGGAUGGACUCUGCUGUCCGACACUGCAUGCUCCUCUCCCCUCACAGGUCAUCCAGAUCCACGUAUUGCCGAUGCUCUCCAGCAGAUGUUGUUGAUGGGGUUCUCUGACGACGGAGGCUGGCUCACUCGUCUCCUGGAGGCCAAGAAUGGUGACAUCAGCCAGGUGCUCGAUGCCAUCAAACCAAACAAAGAAUGAACUCAUUGGCUGAAGGAUCACAACA
This is a messenger RNA of Haliotis rubra (blacklip abalone), 1506 nucleotides long. RefSeq names its product sequestosome-1-like. Gene Ontology annotation, biological process: mitophagy; endosome organization; aggrephagy. NCBI's taxonomy places the organism in Eukaryota, Metazoa, Mollusca, Gastropoda, Lepetellida, Haliotidae. The transcript is spliced from 6 exons. Bases 270 to 1481 code for a protein of 403 amino acids. Gene Ontology annotation, cellular component: amphisome; aggresome. The record is from RefSeq and is a predicted model, not a curated record. Gene Ontology annotation, molecular function: zinc ion binding; K63-linked polyubiquitin modification-dependent protein binding; protein kinase C binding.